UCACAUCCGGUUUUCCCAUGAUGCAUAACGUAUUUGGUCUAUGUGCAUUAUAAAGUAUCAUAAGGCAGAACUUGAGAGAUUUAGACGAAUUUUUGGCAUAUCGUGCCUAUUCCAUGGAAUCUUAUGAUGUAAUAGCAAACCAGCCUGUUGUCAUAGACAAUGGGUCCGGUGUAAUAAAAGCUGGGUUUGCUGGUGAUCAGGUUCCAAAAUAUAUAUUUCCAAAUUAUAUUGGUAGACCCAAACAUGUACGUGUUAUGGCAGGAGCCCUUGAAGGGGACAUAUUUCUGGGCCCAGAAGCAGAGGAACACAGAGGAUUGUUGUCUAUAAGGUAUCCUAUGGAACAUGGUAUUGUUAGAGAUUGGAAUGAUAUGGAAAGAAUCUGGCAGUAUAUUUAUUCAAAAGACCAACUUCAAACAUUCUCGGAAGAGCAUCCGGUAUUAUUAACAGAAGCACCGUUAAAUCCAAAACGUAAUCGAGAAAAAGCUGCCGAAAUAUUUUUUGAAACAUUUAAUGUACCUGCACUAUUCAUAUCAAUGCAAGCUGUGUUAAGUUUAUAUGCUACUGGUAGAACUACUGGUGUUGUAUUAGAUGCUGGAGAUGGGGUAACACAUGCUGUACCAAUAUAUGAAGGUUUUGCUAUGCCACAUAGUAUAAUGAGAGUAGAUAUAGCUGGUAGAGAUGUAUCUAGAUAUCUUAGACUUCUACUCAGAAAAGAAGGUUUUGAUUUUCACACUACAGCAGAAUUUGAAGUAGUUAAAACAAUUAAAGAGAAAAUGUGUUAUUUAGCAUUAAAUCCAUUAAAAGAAGAAAGUAUUGACACAGACAAAGCACAAUAUAGUUUACCAGAUGGAAGUACCAUAUUAGUUGGUCCUGCACGCUUCCAAGCACCAGAAUUACUAUUUCGACCAGAUUUAAUAGGUGAAGAAUGUCAAGGUAUACAUGAAGUUCUAGCAUACUCAAUACAAAAGUCAGACAUGGAUCUUAGGAGAACAUUAUUUUCUAAUAUAGUUUUAUCAGGAGGUUCAACAUUAUUUAAAGGUUUCGGUGAUCGAUUGCUUAGUGAAGUAAAAAAAUUAGCCCCGAAAGACAUAAAAAUAAGGAUAUCUGCCCCGCAAGAACGAUUAUAUUCUACAUGGAUAGGGGGUUCUAUUUUAGCAUCACUGGAUACAUUUAAAAAGAUGUGGAUUUCAAAAAGAGAAUAUAAUGAUGAAGGUGUUAAAGCUCUACAUAGGAAAACAUUCUAGCUAUUUAUUUUUUUAUUUUCCCAUGAUGAAAACUGCAAUAUGGUCUAUUAUAGUGUGUUCAUUUAACAUCUCUACUUGUGUAGAUCUUUCACUCUGUAUGAUGACUAGAAUCUCUUCCAUGUGAAAUUGGAGUUUUAAAUAGCUGAAAGUGAAUUUAAGUACUUAAAGUUUACCAUUUAAAUUUACAGCAGUUCUCUCAUUGAAUAGCAGGUGCUAACAAAUAUUGUGACUACAUAAAUAAUUCAAAUUGACUUGAUCAUCUAAGAUUACAGCCAAAAUUUGGAAUAUCUAUUGGAGAAUAAUACACUUGUCCAAUACUCAGAUCAAAUAAUCUAUAAGGCAAGAGUGCCUUCUAAAGCACAGGAUGUCUCAAAUUUCUGGACCAUAUUGCAGUACUGUCAUUUCUAGAAUAACUUAUUGUAAUGUCUGUACAGCCACUAUAUAUUUAAUUUGAUUAUCAUCCUCAUUUUCACUCUAGCUGCCAUUAAAUGAACAAAACGGCAUUGUUAUGUUAGUAGUAAAACUUUUAGUUAUAUAAUAAUAGUUAUUAAGUUGUAGAGUUUGCAUACAAGGUGAAAGUGGUUAGGUUAUUUAUAUCAACAAAAAUAUUUACAAUGGUGAUUUUUUUCAAACAAAUUAUUUUGUGCUAAAAAGUCAUAAUAUUGGUGCUUAGAGUAUGGUUUUAGUUUUCUUAUCUUUAUACUUCAUUUGAACACUUAAAAUAAAAUAUUUGUUUUGAUUGUAUUACACUAGAUCUUGUGUGUCUCUAUCCCUAUAGAUGUAUGUAUAUAUUGUUUCUGUUAAUGAUAAAAUGAAAUCGUUUUACUGAAUCAUGUUAAAAUGUAAUAUUUAGUACACAUAUAUUGUAAAACAAUAUAUAAUCUGGUAGUAAUGUUAUCCAAUAAAAGUUAACUAUCACACUUCAAAUGAGUAUCUAUCUGUAAAUACAGGCACCGAGACAAACAAAAGACAGGAUGACCAGUUGAAUUACUAGGCUAUACAUGUAUUACACUGUUUGAGUAAUGCUUAUUGUUUGUACACUCUAAUGGUAUUAUUGUUUAUUGUCACCUUGUAAUUCGGCUAAGUACUUUUAUUAUUAAUAAGCCAAUGGUAUUGGUUUUUUUUUUUUAAAUCUGAAUGCAUACAUGUCACACAAUAAAUAAUAGGACCUAUUUCAAGAAGAGAAAAGUUAAAAUACUGAAACUAUCAUGACUACAAUGGUUGGUAUUUAAUAUUUCAUAAGAAUAUGUUAACCAUAUAAAAUGCUUUUCCAUGGAUAUUUUAAGUUACUUUUAUAGGAACUGUUAAUUAAUGGUGAAAGGGUGCUGUUCAGUUAUAUUCAAUGAAAUAUUAAAAUAUUAUAUUCUUAAUUUAUUGGUGGUAAUAUCUAUAACAAUAUAUAUUUGAUACAUGUACUUAUGCAUGGUAAUUGUUCUGUCAAUUGGUGAUUAUUACCUUUCCUUAUUUCAAGCUCAACAAUAAAUACCUUGUCUGUGUAAAAGCGUUAUGAAAAUUUUGAAUUUUAGGUCAUAUAUUUAAAACAGCCCCAAGCUUGAGAAUCCAAUCAUUGAUUAUUUGGAGCGCUAUACUUUAUUUCUUAUUACUACAAAAAAAAUUCUCUUUGUAAUUAACAAUAAAAUGUCUGUUGAUAAAUGUCAGAUGUUACAUGAACAUGCCCAGUCUAAAUCCACAGCGAAAUUGCAUAAAAAUGAAGUAAUACUUUCUGAUCAUUUAGCAGUGUUUCCUUGAAAUAAUCUGUCCUAUGCAGAUACCUUCAUAUGAUGCAAAUUAAAAUCUACUAUUAGCAUAGUUUUAGUAAACAUUGAAUUUUGACCAAACUGAUGAAUUUUGAAAAGUAAGCAACAACUAAAAGUAAAUGUCAGUGUUCUUUAGUAAACAUUUGAUAUGAGCCAUAAAGUAGUCACAGAUGAAACAACAGAUAUUUAGUAGUUUGAAAUUCACCAUGUUAUAAAACAUGGGUUAGAAAAACACUACCGAACUGAUGAAUUUUUAAAAUUUCGCUACAACUACAAGUUGAAGUCAGUGUUCUUUAAUAAACAUUUGAUAUAAGCCAAAAAGCAAUCGCAGAUUAAACAGCAGAUAUUUAGUACCGUUAGUUUGAAAUCCACCAUGUUAUAAAACAUGGUUUAGUAAAGCACUACCUCACGACACCAACUAGUGCAAUAUAUGAGAUGAAAGGAUAAUGAUUACUUAUUAAGGUUUCAGAUUAAUCUAUAUUGUGACUAGUGGCUCAGACAUUAUAUAACUAGUCAAUACUCAAGCUGAAUUUUUAUUGUAUAUUACUCUGUAUGUAUUGAUUUUUAGCUGAUAAUGGAGGUUGAAUAUUUUAGAAUAAUAAAUAAUGAACUGUAUUCUAUAAAUAUAAUCACACAUGUUCCAGUAAGUGCACAUUGACAUAAGAGAUGCAAGGCAGUUAAAUGAAUUGACUGCAGCUUUGCAUUUAAUAUUUAGGUGCAUUUUGAGUACUAAAUUGCAUCAAUUUCACAUCGCAAAUUAGUCAACUAUUCAUGAGAAUUAUGUCACAAAAAAAUAUUUGUAAUAUAAUUAUUCAGACUGAAGAAGGGUCUUUUGACCAAUGUGUACUUACAUGUGAUGUUUUCACAUGGUUAAUUACAUGUGGUAUUCAGUUCACAAUAGUUCUAUAAUGUACCUAUGAUAUAAAAUAGUGGUGUAGAAAAUAGAAAACCAACAAUGUAAUUUUAUUAUGAGGGAAAUUUAGUUUAGUUUCUUUUUUUUUUUUCAAGCCUUAUUGCUUGUCUCAUUGCCUUCUAUUAUGCAUUGUGUCAAUUGCUGUAACAUACAAGAUAUUAAAUUUGUAUUAAACUCGUCUUAAAUUUAA
Molecule: messenger RNA, 4104 nt
Organism: Patella vulgata (common limpet)
Lineage: Eukaryota; Metazoa; Mollusca; Gastropoda; Patellidae
Product: alpha-centractin
Exons: 11
Coding region: 114-1244 (376 amino acids)
Source: RefSeq, a predicted model, not a curated record